Messenger RNA from Pyrenophora tritici-repentis Pt-1C-BFP, 597 nucleotides. RefSeq lists its product as uncharacterized. NCBI's taxonomy places the organism in Eukaryota, Fungi, Ascomycota, Dothideomycetes, Pleosporales, Pleosporaceae. The record is from RefSeq and is a predicted model, not a curated record.
AUGGAGCUGCAGAUCCUCGUCCGCAUCUUGGGAUCCCACAACGAUUUUGAGUUAUUCAAGUACGCGGAGCAGAGCGUGACGCUGAUCCGGAAGGCCCUGCUAGUAGAACAAGACGGGGAUUUAAUCGAAGGUCAACGCUACAUGAGUUUAGAGUUACUACAUGCCACCAGCAAGAAGAAGGUCAAAGGAUGGAGGGCGUUCCACGAGUCAGUCUACACCCACUUCACGGUGCCGCCCCUCCUACGCGCGCUACUCACCCGUGGAACUCGUGCUCACCGCAGAUGGUUCGAAAAAAAGAGUAGGCUCCUAAAUUUGUAUCAAGAACUCUUUCCCACCUACAUCCAAAGGGUCGAUCAGAAGAUAGACACAACGUGGGACCAAGCGGAGCUUAUCAUGAGAAUAUACUAUGACUGCCAUGAAGUUGUUCUCUCAGAGGCAGCGACGUAUACCGUUGUCGUAAUUAUUGCAGUUAGGAUGGACAAGGAUGGGGAAAUGAAGGCUUUGGUAGACGAGAUAAUAGCUGAGAUGGUUGUACAGGGUCGCGAUUCUCAGGACCAACAAGACAGUCUCGAAUAUGACAAGUCCGUCCGGCAAUAG